This is a messenger RNA of Ostertagia ostertagi, 933 nucleotides long. Lineage: Eukaryota; Metazoa; Nematoda; Chromadorea; Rhabditida; Trichostrongylidae. The record is from the annotation of a GenBank genome assembly.
AUGUCGACCAGAAAUUCGAUUGCUUCCUUGUCGUCUGGCUCGACAAAAGUUGAGACACGGCUUGUUGACAUUCCAUCCAGAAAUUCUAUCUGUUCUCAUCCAUAUGGUCAGGAAGGCGCUAUGAUCCCUAGUAGUAGCAGUAAAGAUGAUGAUCUCCUCAGCUCAUCUAGUGAUGAGAUUGAGAAGAUGGCUAUGAAUACACUCGAACACUUGGAAGAGAACAAAAGUCCUGCCAUAAUGAAUCAUCGACUUGACGAUAAAAAGCAAACUCCAACUGACGAUGAACGAGCAUCCGAAAAAUUGAAGGAAACCGACGAGCCUCAAGCGAACAUUCAAAAUGAGUUCGGUGUGUGCGGUUGGAUCCUCACGUUACUUUCAUACCUCCUGAUUUUUGUAACACUACCUAUAUCAGCAUGUAUGUGCAUUAAGGUUGUACAAGAAUAUGAGCGAGCUGUUAUAUUCCGUUUGGGACGCUUGAUGCCGGGCGGCGCCAAGGGCCCAGGCAUCUUUUUCAUUGUUCCUUGUAUUGAUACGUAUCGAAAAGUUGACCUCCGAGUACUGUCGUUCGAGGUCCCACCUCAAGAGAUAUUGUCUAAAGACUCUGUUACUGUUGCAGUCGAUGCUGUUGUAUACUUUCGCAUAUCAAACGCAACAAUAUCGGUCACUAAUGUUGAAGACGCUGCACGAUCGACGAAAUUACUCGCGCAGACGACACUCAGAAAUAUUUUGGGAACAAAAACCUUGGCGGAAAUGCUUUCCGAUCGGGAAGCCAUUUCACAUCAAAUGCAGACUACUCUGGACGAGGCCACGGAGCCUUGGGGAGUGAAAGUGGAACGAGUUGAAGUCAAGGACGUGCGACUCCCAGUCCAAUUGCAGAGAGCGAUGGCAGCUGAAGCCGAAGCGGCUCGGGAAGCCAGAGCGAAGGUUCUUUAA